ACUGAACUGACAAAAAAAACAACUUGUGAAUUGACAAAACUGAAAAAGAAAUAUAUAUAAACGUGAAAAAAAUAAAUUGAACAGUGAAAUUAAGUAAUAUAAAAAAAAACUAGAACCCAAAGGAAAGCUUAAUAGUGAAGGAAGGCUCAAAUCAACAAUCAGCUUACAACAUUUCAUAGACGGAAUAAAGAAGGAACCAACAUAAACAGACAACCAAGAGGAUCAACUUAUCACCAUUUAAAAAGUAAGACUAGUUCCUAAGAAGAAAUUAAAAUAUCUAAUUAAUAUAAGAAAAUUAUUUAAAUGAAUGUGAUAGAGGAAUUCGAAAAGGAAAUCGAAUUUCUCAUUGAAUUGUACAUUGUAAAUGAAAAAGAUAGGGACAGUUUAAGAGGACUCUUAAGGAAUAAGAAAAAAUCAGGAAGACCAAUAAGAAUAUAGUAAGGGUAAAUAGAAGGAGACUCAUUUUAGAAAAGUUUGAAAAAUUUAUUCAUAAUGACAGAAGAAAAUCAAAAACCUUCAGUUAGGAUUGACCCAUUAAAAUAUUUAAACCAAAUUCCGGAAUUUAGCGGAGAUUAUCGUGAUUUACAAACCUUUAUUAACUUGAUAGAUAUGGUCUAUCCCAUACUUACUGUUUACGACGAACCUUCACAAUUACUAUUCUCAGAUAUAAUUAAAAGCAGACUUACUGGAAAGGCAAGAGAAGUUAUAGAGAUCAAUUGCCAAGUACAAUCAUGGACAGAUAUAAAGACUGUACUACAUAAUAAUUUCGGGGACAGAUGUGGACUUGAGGAACUGUUCGAUAAACUAAAAGGUACAACCUUCAAAACUAACAGUGUAGAAUUUUAUAAUGAAAUAAAGCAAAGACUUAGAAGUCUUAACAAUAAAACAAUUAUGACAAUCGGUUCCGGACCAGCGGCAAAUGAAUGUGCCAGAAAUAACAUGAAAACUGCCUUAAAUGUGUUUAAGGAAAAGAUUCCCGAACCUAUGCGUACAAUUCUAACAUGUAGGAACCCCCAGACCCUUGAAGUAGCAAUGGAAAUACUAUUCCAAGCUGGCUAUGCGUACGUCACAUCAACAAACGAAAUAUUUCCCAGCUAUGGAAAACCACCGAACAAAAUAGGACAUAAAAAUCGACAAACAUACCGACAAGUUGGUAACAACAAUUCUAAUAAUACAAAGACUUUUAACAAUCGAAACACGCAACCACAUUUUUCAUAUAAUCAACCAAACCCUCGAAAUCACUAUCGGAAUGACAUUCAAAAUAUCUCAAAUAAUUGGGAAAGAAGAGACUAUCGGAACUCUAAUCAUAACGGACAAAAUCAACAACAAAAUAACUGGAAUCCUUUCAGACAACAGGACAGACAAAAUAUACAACGUGACAACUAUUUCCCUAGACCUGAACCCAUGGACGUAAAUAACAUUGAGACACACCAAUUAAUCGCAAUCAUCCUCAAGGUGAAAAUUUUCGAUUUUCUGCCUCAAGAAAUACCAUACAUAAAAGUGGAAACUAAAUUGGGACACCUCAAACUAAUUAUAGAUACAGAAAGUUCACCCUAUCCCUAUAAAAACAUUGCAACACCAAAUAAAUAUUAA
Molecule: messenger RNA, 1593 nt
Organism: Lucilia cuprina (Australian sheep blowfly)
Lineage: Eukaryota; Metazoa; Arthropoda; Insecta; Diptera; Calliphoridae
Product: glycosyltransferase-like protein gnt13
Exons: 3
Coding region: 493-1593 (366 amino acids)
Source: RefSeq, a predicted model, not a curated record